CGUGUUGUUCCAGGACCCGGCGCGCGAUGCAGCCGACGCGCGCGCCCCGCCGGGCGCUGCUGCCGCUGCUGCUGCUGGCCGUGCUGGCCGCCGUGAUGGACGCCAAGCCGCUGGAGCCGUGCCCGUCGUCCUGCCGCUGCUUCCUGUCCGAGGGGCUGAAGCGCGCCGACUGCCGCCACGUUCCCGAGUGGGCCGACCAGCAGAGCGACGCCCAGGACGUGCGCGUCCUGCCGCCGCCCGCGGGCCGCGGCGCGCGCUCCUCAGCGCUGCACCUCACGCACUUCGAGGUGUUCCCCAAGGUUCUGCAGCUGGCCGUGACGAACCGAAGCCUCGUCGAGGUGAUCCCGAGCGGCUUCCACGGCCUGCACAGCCUCCAGUCGCUGGACCUGUCCAACAACCUGCUCGCCCGUUUCAACUACAAGGUGUUCCUGCGCAUGCCCGCGCUCCGGCGGCUCGUUCUGGCCGGCAACCCCAUCGCGCUGGAGAAGGACAUCCCGCUGCUCACGUCCAAGUCGCUGCUCUCCCUCGACCUGAGCCACUGCGACAUCGUGGACGUGCCCCGGGGCUCGCUGGAGGGCAUGCGCAACCUGACGUCCCUGUCUCUGCGCGGCAACCCCCUGCGCCUGGAGAAGAACCAGCCGCUGCUAAGCGCGCGCACCACCGUGGUGGAGCUCGACCUGUCGGCCUGCGAGCUGGACUCGAUCCCGGACGGGGUCCUUGACGUCCUGGCUGGGCUCCGCCGCCUCUACCUGGACGGCAACAACCUCCACACCGUCGAGCGGGGCGUCCUGCCGCGCGGCCUGCACCACCUCGACCUGAGCGCCAACCAGGUGCAGGACGUGCCCACCGCGGUGCUGUCCUCCCUCCGCAACCUCACCAAGCUCGAGCUCAGCGACAACCCCGUCAAGUGCACCUGCUCGCUCAUUGGCAUGCAGGGCUGGCUGUCGCGGCGCGUCGUCGUCAUGGAGCGGCCAGUGGUGUGCGCCGAGCCGCCCCAGUACAAGGGCCUUUCCUGGACCAAGGUGGACCUCCUGGAGUUGUGCCGCGCCGAGCAGUCCAACAGCACGGCGGACACGUCGGAGAGCAGCAGCUCGUCGGACGAGUCUUCUGACGACGACGACGAAGACGACGACUCUCCGGCCGCCGCGUCCACCAAUAACGGGCUAGGGACAGCGUUCGACGACGACCCGUUCCUGGAUUCGCUGGAAGACCUAGACUCCCUGGAGCGAGCGCCCGCCUCCUACGAGCAGUACACGCACGACAACGGCAACGGCAUCCAGUCGUCCGCCAUGCCCAUGAAGCUCAAGGUGCACACCCUGGACGCGGCCAUGCACCCGCCGCGCGUCCUCAGCCACAACGACAUCAACUACUUCCAGGCCGACCAGGCCGACCAGCCGUACGACCAGACCACCGCGCGCCCGGGCCACGACGAGACCGAGCCCACCACCGUGGCCGUGCCAGCAGAGCACGACGAGCACGAAGAGCACGAAGAGCACGCGGAGCCUGCCAAGAGCGAGGAGCCCGCGGAGAUCAGGGAGCCCGCGGAGACGGAGGAGGCCUCCGCGGAGGAGGUGAAGGCUGGGGAGGACAUGGGGAGCGACGGGGACGACGGGGAAGGGUACGGCAUGGAGGACGGCGAGGAAGACGAGCAGGCCAACUCGGAGGAGAACAUCACCGAAAAGGACGCCGAGGUGUUCAUGAGGAACGCAGACACGAUCGCCAUGGGCAAAUCCAUGCCCGAGGCCACGGGGCAGGAGAAGGAGACCGAGAUGGAGGCGGAGCAUGCCACGGUCGCGCCCACGGCCAUCCCGGCAACCGAUGAGCCGACGACAGCACCCGACACCGAACAUGUUACCGAAGCUGAAGCCGUGCCCACCGAGGUCCCGGUGGCAGCUGUACCCGUGGACGUUGCACUCGAGGAGCAGGAGAAGGAGACCUCCGCAGUGGAGGCGGAACACGGCGCCGAGCCGACCGGGGAACUCCUUCCCGGAGCACCGCUCGUCGACGAGGUCACCACCCAACCACCCCUUGAGACCACCACGGCGCAGGUCGAGGGCCAAGAUCAGCACCAAGGCGAACACGAACAGGGUGGGGAGGGGCACUUGGUGGACGCGGAGCUCGUCACUGAGACCCCCGAGGCCACCACCACAGUCGCCUCGGACGUGAUGCUUUUGGUUCCCGUCGGAUCCGAGGACGGCGACCGCUCCGCUCACGGACGGGCUCUGGACGGGGAGGGCCAGGCGGAGACCGAGCACGGUGAGCACCACGAAGGAGAGCAUGGCGAGCACUCGGAAGACAAACACGACGACGAACAUCAAGGGGCAGGCGUGAUUGUUCCCGUGACGGAACCGGAGGCCGCCACUUCGCCGCCAGAAGACGCCAAACCUGAAGGCGAGGCUGGGGCUGAUUCUGCCAUCGUGGUCCCCGUGGUUCCUGCGCUGCCCACCGAGGUCACCACGGUCCUACCCCAACCAGCCGUUGAGGAGGAGAUAGUCCCCGAGGUGGCCAAGAACAUUGUUGGUGUCGGCCAGGAAAACGAUGGAGCUAUCGCAGUGGUGCCGGAAGAACCCGCGGCGGAGGUCCCAACCGCGGCCGCGCCUCCCGUCGUGCCAGAGGGUGAACGCGAACCUGUGGUAGAGACUGUCGACGCACCAAAGUCUGUCUCGGAGGUGGAGUCGAUCCCCGUACCUGCACCAGAGGCCCCCGUGGAUACCGUCGACAGUGCCACGCCGGACACGGACGCCGAAACCGUAGCGGCGGCCGCCCCCGACGACGCUAAGCGCAACGAGGAACUGGCCGUACAGCGCGUCACUCCGGGCGGGGGGGAAGCCGAAGACCCGGAAUCGGAGCUGCAGAAGUCCACCAUCACGUAUGUGAUCCUGGGCUGCAUCGUGCUCGCCAUGGUGGUGCUUGUGCUGUACGCCCUGCUCCGCAGCAAGGCCAAGCAGGCCGACAACGGGAGCGGAGGCAAGCCCGCGCGCAUCCGGAGGGAGAACGGCGACGCCCGGAACCACAGCCACCCGGAGGGCACGGAAAUGAAGGACAUGAUGAACCCGCUCCUGGGACCUGGAGGAACGCACCCCGAGAACGCGGAUCAUCCUGAACACGGACGCAGGGCGUCGCUCGUGUCUCUGGAGCUGAUCCGGGAGGAGGAGGACGAGACCACCAGGCUGCAGCCACCGGGCGCCGAUGAAGAAGGAACGCUCCCGCGUGCCAAGGGCGCCGCUGACUCUGAAAAGACACCGGAGCCACCCCGGAGGACAGGCAACGGUAAGGCGACAGUGCCCAACGGCAAGUCCAACGGCAAGGCCAACGGUGAUGCCAACGGAAAACCCAAUGGCAAGGCCAACGGCAAGGCAAACGGCAAGCCCGCGGUGACCGGCGAGCUCGCGCCGUCGCCGACCUCCACCGUGGCCGCCGAUCCGGCAGCGACGCCAAGGACACAGCGGGCUGCAGAACAGCCCAGCAAGGUGACGGUCAAGGCCGGAGUCAUCUCCACCCCCGUGCCGAGGACGCCGGUGCUCGUCAACCGAUCCAACGGUGUCAACGGCGUCAACGGAAAAUUGAACGGCCUCAACAGGAGCGCUUAAACGCCUAGACACGCUUAACGCGAGCAGCAUCGCUUGUGCUUCCAAGGUAGUUUCAAAGCUCAGUUGUCGGACUGAGGUGCCACUCAUUCCUGCUAAGGAUGGGCGGACAAAAGCAACCGCCUCUGUUUCGCAUUGAAAAUCAUUAUCGUUGGUGUUUUUAGCCAAACUCUUUCGAAUGAGGAUUUCUAUAUCGCGCUUUCAAGUUUAUCAGGCGGACUUUGGAGGAGGUCUUGCCGUCGAUGUACUGCAGUCAGCCCCAUAAUUGAUUAUCGUCACUAAACGUAUGGCCUGAUAUGGAGGCUAUUUAUCUAAGUUUGCUGACACAUUGACUGUCAUCUGGCUGUGUUGUUCUCUUUUUCGUCAAAGUAACAUUGUGUUAUAGCUGUAGAUUUUAUACAAAGACUUUGUAAAUUUCCUUCUUUGAUCGAGGUAGUUUGAAUGUUUUCUUAGUGUGCCUUUGCAAGUUGAGGAUGAACAUCAGUGAAAGAUGUUACUUAAUUUAUGAUUAUGAUACUGGGUGAUAUAAAAUAACAGAUUGUAAUUUAUCAUUACUUUAAUUAAUUACUAUAAUGGUCUCA
Molecule: messenger RNA, 4168 nt
Organism: Frankliniella occidentalis (western flower thrips)
Lineage: Eukaryota; Metazoa; Arthropoda; Insecta; Thysanoptera; Thripidae
Exons: 3
Coding region: 27-3590 (1187 amino acids)
Molecular function (GO): protein binding
Source: RefSeq, a predicted model, not a curated record